GAGUUGUUCAGUUUGGGAGCUAGAACAUUUCUAGUUCCUGGGAAGUUUCUGACUGGAUGUUAUGCUGCUUAUUUAACCAAAUUUAAGACAACAAACAUGAAGGACUACGACUCUUUAACCGGAUGCUUGAAGUGGCCUAAUGAGUUUUCUGAGUACCAUAACGAGCACCUUAAGACAGAACUCAAUAGACUCCAAAAGCUUUAUCCUAGUGCCACCAUCAAAUAUCCCAACUACUAUGAAGUUGUGUUACGGUUUUACCGUGAACCGACACAAUACGGUGCGCAUCCAAAAUCCUUCUUAGACUACAUAUUCUCACAGUUAUGUAUUUUACCAAGAUUCAUGAAGAGAAUAUGUAGUCUAAGAAGGAUUUUGGAUGCCGCCUAUCAAAGGUGA
Arabis nemorensis is the source of this 393-nucleotide messenger RNA. Lineage: Eukaryota; Viridiplantae; Streptophyta; Magnoliopsida; Brassicales; Brassicaceae. The record is from the annotation of a GenBank genome assembly.